CGGCAACUAUCCGCGGCUGCUGCAGCUUAGACCGCACCGGUGGCGAACCGGUACUUCAAAGAAGCGCUUGGCCUUGCUGUGUUAACACAUAUAUUGGCAACCGUCACAUAUAUUGCUCGCUGCGACGAUAGCUCAGCUCUCCGUUUCCCGGCUCGCAUGCCAGUCAUUGGUUUCCCUUCCGCUAGUCGGCGAAUCGGCUGCUUCUAUAGGUAGUCAUGGUUCACGACUAUUCGAGGAACACCUUUCCUCGAUCGCAUUGGGUGGGAGACGGAUUCCCAGUUGAACAACAAGCUGAUGACGGCCGAUACCACGAAGUUUCCGGAGUACGACGGCCACCUAUCAGUAUCGACAAGGCACUCCGCGAGCAGUGCAAUAUCCCCGCCAAAUCCUACUUCGUCGCCGUACUGCUCGAUGACGACUCUACAGCGUAUUUUGCAGGGCCGUCCUCGAUACCCGAACAGGACCUCCCAAACUUCUUCAGCAUACCCGGAUACCUUCGCUACCUCAAACGUCAAGGACCAGGAGUUGCGACUCCCUCGUACGAAGAUCCCAGUUUCCAAUUCGACAAUGAGUACCAUCGGCAACCUGCCGGUCCUCAUUACCCGAGUCGCCGAGGCUAUGACAGGCGGCGCACCAACCAAGGGGCAGAUCUUUUUGACGACGAGAACUUCUCCUUGAAGACGAGGAAGCGUCCGAGGGCCAAUGUGUUCCGCCGUGAUAUGGACGACGACGACGCUCCAAUCCCCAUCACUUCUUCCAAAAAGGGGAUCAAGAUUGGAAACACGGACGAGGUGUGGAAGUUCUACGACCAACGCUUCAGGAAUUGCCAGCAGACAGCUUGCAAGCUCAUUGCCAAGGCCUGGGUGAAGGCCGUGGAGCCCAAGAAACAAUCCAACCACCCGUACACUGGCAGUGAUGAGAAGGCUCCCGAGUGGUGGCCCAAGCCGUGGGGACCGACUCGGGACGAGAAAGUCCGACACAAGGAGCCCGACCAUCUCUACAAAAAAGAGCGUGUCCAUCUUUUGAAUCACAUCCUCAGGAUGGUCGUCGAGCCCAACGCCAAGCAGCAUGCUGAUAUCCAGAAGUUGAACCUGAAUGUCACAAAGUUGGAGGAGGUCACGAUGGAUGCGUUGUCGGCUUUCUUCGCCGACAAGGAGAACAUGAACAACUCGAAAAAGAAACCGUUCCUGAAAGAGAUCUUCAAGGUCGCCAAGUUCGAGGAGAGGUACAAGAAUGGAGAGAUUGAUGGCGAUACGUGUGUCUUCGUCAUGGCCGAUGACAAGAUACCGGACAAUUACCAAUCCGACAACGACGACAACAACGCGGCGAAGGACGACCAAAACGACCCUGCGUCGGUAUCGUCAAGCGUGUCUCCGCACAAAACGACGCCCCCGAACGGCUUGAUCCCGGCCUCGAAUGCUGACCAAAGCCAAGCCGCACCUCUCCAAGCCGGCCCCUUCAUUGGCGAGCUCCCCGUUCGGACAGCGCAAUAUGUCCCGCCCAUGGUACCCCCUGAUCUCGGCCAAGAACAGCACGGAUAUGUCGAGGGAGGGGGGAUGGCGGUUGGGUCCCAGAGUCAUCAACUACAGCCGCACGCGAGCAUGGCCAUGGCAGAGAUCUGUGCCAACCCCCAUGAUGCGGGCCGUCGACCAUCCCUGUUCAGCUCGCCCACAGAAUACUCGACUCCGUCCGGCCCUGGGAUGUAUUCCGGCAAUUGGCAGUCGGGCACGACCGCACCGAGCAACGCUCCCAUGUACGCGUUCACACCACACCAGCAGCACCCCGGUCAAGCGCCCUUCGUCCAACCGUCGAGUGUCCCCCUCGGUCAAGGACAGCAAUACAUGGGGGGGUCAUUCGACGGCAUGACAAGAGGUUACGACCCCCACCAGGCCAGCCUGUUCCGCCCUGGAGCAGUUCAUAAUCCGGUACCCCAACCUCAGGGCUAUUCGGGCUAUAUUGAGAACCGCGCCAUCCCCAACGCAAACUUAAAAAUGGAGCCCCUGGGACGGUCACGACUACACUAAGCCUGAAGGCUGGCACUAGUUACCGCCGAGUCGUCCCUUUGCGGCGAGCUGCGGUAUUUGCCAGGGACGGCAUGCAUUUUUCCUCUGCAGCGUGGUUUGGCUCGAGUCUUCGCCAGAUACAACGCCAGCCGUCGGCUUUACAGCCAUUUCCGACUCUACCAUGAUGAGAUAUAUGACCCGGCGCCGCACAGUUAUAGAAACCGCUAGUGGGCACUUGCUGGCUGCAGCACAGCCGCGUCCCCUUUGCUAGAGGCCAUAAUAUAUCACCAGUCCGGCCUCAAUUUUUAUUGUCCAUUGAACAUUUUCAUCCUUUUACA
Molecule: messenger RNA, 2341 nt
Organism: Phialemonium atrogriseum
Lineage: Eukaryota; Fungi; Ascomycota; Sordariomycetes; Cephalothecales; Cephalothecaceae
Exons: 5
Coding region: 216-2024 (602 amino acids)
Source: RefSeq, a predicted model, not a curated record